AUUAGGAUGCAAAAGAUGGCGUCUUCCAUGAAGUUCUCAUGCUGGAUUUGGCAUUGUUUGUGAAUAUUUAGACACUGUUUAUGAACACAUAACGAUUAUAAAGACGUCAUUCGUGUCUCAAGAGCACAAUUUCUCCAACAAACGACAAGGAUUAAUGAAGACUUCCAGAGUGUGAGAUGUAUGCACUUUUCAAGCAGACGCACCCUCCCACGGGGAUCGAACACUGCGUCUACUGUAACUUCUUCAACACAUCUGAGAGAAAUCUUGUCAUAGCAGCUGUUAACCAGCUGGAUGUCUACAGACUUAUUCCAGAAGUUGAUGACAGUGAAAACCCUGAAAAAUGGACAGAGAGCAAGCGAAAACAGAAACUGGAGAGUGUGGCAACGUUCAGUCUGUUUGGAAAUAUUAUGUCCAUGCAGCAUGUCAAACUUCCAGGAGCUCAUCGAGAUGCUCUGCUUCUCAGCUUCAUGGAUGCAAAGCUUUCUGUGGUGGAGUACGAUCCGGGGACACAUGACCUCGUGACAACUUCCCUCCACUACUUUGAGGAAUCUGUCAUGAAGGAUGGUUUCUCAACAAACUAUGAUAUACCAACAAUUCGUGUGGACCCUGAUGGGCGAUGUGCAGCCAUGUUGAUAUAUGGAAAUCGCCUGGUAAUUCUGCCAUUCAGAAGAGAUGCCUUGAUGGAGGAGACAGACAAUGUAGUUGGAGCAAGUAAAUCACCUAUCAUGUCCUCCUACAUCAUUGACCUCCGACAAUUCGACGAGAAGAUACCCAAUGUGAAGGAUUUCCAAUUUCUCCACGGUUACUACGAACCUACUGUCUUUAUUUUAUACGAACCUCUUCAGACUUGGGCUGGUCGUAUAGCGGUCCGAGCCGACAGUUGUAGCAUCGUUGCUAUCUCAUUAAAUAUACAGGAACGAGUCCAUCCCAUCAUCUGGUCGCUAGCUAGUCUACCCUUCGACUGUCACCAUGUCAUGCCGGUACCACGCCCCAUUGGAGGGGUAAUGGUAAUGGCUGUCAAUUCCCUGUUGUAUCUUAACCAGAGCGUGCCACCGUAUGGGGUGGCCCUCAAUAGUAUCGCACACUCCAGUACAGCAUUUCCUCUCCGAUCACAGGAGGGAGUAAGGAUCACACUGGACUGUGCCGAGGCUGCUUUUAUGUCCUAUGAUCGACUCAUCCUGUCCUUAAAGGGAGGAGAAUUGUAUGUGCUGACGUUGGUCGUAGAUGGAAUGCGCAGCGUGAGAAGUUUCCACUUUGACAAAGCUGCAGCCAGUGUCUUAACUACAUGUAUGUGUGUUUUGGAUGAUGGUUACCUGUUACUGGGGUCACGUUUGGGGAACUCCCUACUACUACGAUACACUGAGAAGGUGGCCGAUAGUGACCAGACCGAGGGAGAAAACAAGUCAGAGCCUCCAACAAAGAAAAAGAAAACAGAUGGAACAACAGAUAUGGCUUCAGACGUGACCCAGAUUGAGAACCUGUACGACCUUGAAGUGUACGGUAGUGCUGAAAACCCUUCUGGAACCAUGAUCACUAGCUACUCAUUCGAGGUGUGUGACAAUAUUUGGAACAUUGCACCCUGUGGACAGAUUGUGAUGGGAGAACCAGCCUUCUUGUCUGAAGAGUUUGCAGGCAAUCCUGAUCCUGACCUUGAACUUGUGACCACAUCUGGAUAUGGGAAAAAUGGAGCCUUGUCUGUUCUUCAGAGGAGCAUAAGACCCCAAGUUGUGACGACAUUUGAGCUGCCAGGCUGUGUAAAUAUGUGGACGGUUAAGGGAACCCUUCCAAACGAGGCGCCGCUGAAGACGUCAUCAGCUGAUCAGGAGGAAAAGACGGAAGAAAAGGAAGACGGGAAGGAGGAGAAGGAGGAAAUACAGAAUGGCCACGCCUUCCUCAUCCUCAGUCGGUCUGACUCCAGCAUGAUCCUUCAAACAGGCCAAGAAAUCAUGGAGCUGGACCAUAGUGGUUUCAGUACACAGACGGCCACCAUCUUCGCCGGUAACAUCGGGAAUGAUAAAUACAUUAUCCAGGUCUCUGCUACAGGCGUCCGACUGCUGGAGGGAGUAAAACAAAUCCAGCACAUCCCGGUCGACAUCGGCUCGCCCCUCGUUCACUGUUCCCUAGCUGAUCCGUAUGUACUACUAAUGGCGAGUUCAGGUCAGAUUGCCAUGCUGACUAUGAAAGAGGACAUCAAUGGUGUCCGACUCGUCACCACUCGGCCAUCAGUAUCUCAGCACUCCCGACUCCUGACCCUGUGUUUGUAUAAAGAUCUCAGCGGAAUGUUUACUACCAUGACAACCAAGACAGAUGAUGAGGAGGAGACAAUUACAGAUACAAAAGACAUGAAACCCUCAACAGAGAAGGCUUUCACACUGGACACAGAAAACAUUGAUGAUGAAGAUGAACUUUUAUAUGGGGAGACGGACACUUCCGUAUUCACAUCAUCGUUUGACGUCAGCAUGCGGUCGGAAUCUGAGGGGCCAAAAAGGGAGAAUAAGAGCAGCAAUAUCAACCCCACCUACUGGGCACUUAUGUGUCGGGAAAAUGGUGUACUGGAGAUAUACAGUGUGCCGGAUUUUAAGAUGAGCUACUAUGUAAAGAAUUUCCCAAUGGGUCAAAAGAUCUUAGUGGACAGUGUCCAGAUGACAGAUAAAGUCAGUACCAGUGGAAUGGGAAUGCCAGGAAGUGAGCGGCAGGAGAAAAUUGUUGGCGACAUGCCAAAUAUUAAAGAGCUGUUGAUGGUCGGCCUGGGAUACCGCAACUCUCGAUCUUUCCUGUUUGCUAGAGUAGAUGAUGAGUUUUACAUCUAUGAAGCAUUUCCUUUCCACCAAACUCCUGUGGAGAGCCACCUGAAGCUUCGUUUUAAAAAAGUCCAGCAUAAUGUGAUUCUCCGGGAGCGACGAGCCGGAAAGUACAAACGUAAGACAGAUCCAGAUGACGGAGAUGAAUCUCAACAAUCUACAGAUACAACUAUGCUUCAUUACUUCAGCGAUCUGGCAGGCUACAAUGGGGUGUUUAUUUGUGGAGCGUACCCUCAUUGGAUAUUUAUGACAACCCGAGGCUGUCUCCGUAUCCAUCCGAUGGGAAUUGAUGGCAAGGUCACUUGUUUCUCACCUUUCCACAACAUUAACUGUCCCAAGGGUUUCCUCUACUUCAAUGGCCUGGGAGAGCUGAGAAUAAGUGUCCUACCCACCCAUUUGACAUAUGACGCACCAUGGCCAGUGAGAAAAGUUCCGCUACGCUGUACUCCUCAUUUUAUAGCCUACCAUCCCGAGAGCAAGAUUUACUCAGUAGUCCACAGUGUACCGGAACUGUGUAAUUUCCUGCCUAAAGCAUCCGAGGAAAGAGAGUUUGAUGUUGUGGAGAAAGAUGAGAGGUUUGUCUACCCCAACCUGAAGCGGUUCAUUGUACAGCUAUAUAGUCCCACAUCCUGGGAAGUAGUACCCAACACCAAGAUUGAAUUGGACCAAUGGGAACAUGCCACUAUAAUGAAGUGUGUGUCACUGAAGUCGGAGGGGACAUUAACAGGUUACAAAUCCUAUGGUGUGAUUGGGACGACCGUGUGUUAUGGGGAGGAGGUGCAGUGUCGAGGCAGGAUAUUGAUCUAUGACAUCAUCGAAGUCGUGCCAGAGCCAGGACAACCUCUCACCAAGAACAAAAUCAAGGUUGUCUAUGCUAAGGAACAGAAAGGACCAAUCACAGCUCUUGCUCAUAUCUGUGGUCUCCUGGUCACUGCUAUUGGCCAGAAGCUCUACAUCUGGCAGUUUAAGAAUGACGAUUUGGAGGGUGUGGCUUUUAUCGACUCCUACAUCUACAUCCACAACCUUGUUACCGCGAAAAACCUCAUCAUGGCAUCCGAUCUCCUAAAGAACAUCAACAUCUAUCGGUACCAGGAGGACUUCAAGGUUCUAUCACUGGUCAGCAGGGAUGUGAAACAAUCGGAAACUUACGCAACUCAGUUCCUCAUCGACAACAACUUGCUGUCUUUUGUGGUGACAGACAGCCUGAAGAAUAUUAUAGUUUACACCUACCAGCCAGAAGCCAGAGAAAGCCAUGGAGGCCAUCGGUUGGUACGGAAAGCUGAGUUCAACGUGGGAUCUCAUAUCAAUACAAUGUUCCGUGUACGAUGUCGUCUCCGGGAACCAGGCACUGACAGGAGGAUGACGGGAGCUUCAGAGAAAAGGAACAUCACCUAUUUUGCCACAUUGGACGGUGGUAUGGGCUACCUACUCCCCGUGUCUGAGAAGGUGUACAGACGUUUGCUCAUGUUACAGAAUGCCCUCAAUACACAGCUUCCACACCUGGCUGGCUUAAAUCCUCGAGCCUACAGGACAUUGAAGCAGUCAUGUCCGGAGCUGAGAAACCUACAGAAAAAUAUCCUUGACGGAGAACUGUUAUGGAAAUAUCCAAACUUGAGUGUCAUGGAGAAAACAGAAAUUGCCAAAAGAAUCGGAACAUCAGCUGAUCAGAUUAUUGAAGACUUAAUGGAGUCCGACAGAUUGACAGCACACUUCUGAGGAUUAAAUAUGAUAAUUAAACUGAUAUGUCACAAGGACGAAGGAAGAUCACCACAACCAAAAUCUGGGAUAUAAAAAAAACCAUUUCAGAAAUAUCAUAAAGUACACAAACGAGUAAACAAACAGGGAAUGAAACUGGAAAAAAUUGUGAUUGAUAGGAAUUAAGUUUACUAUGUGAAUGACGGGACUUGUUUAUAAAUUAGUAUUGAAGUGAAAAAUCUAAAUCUCAGAAUUGAGAUAAUCUCCAAUUUUAAAGAAAACACUGAUUUCAAAACAUUUUGUAAAAUCUGUUGUUAUAGCAACAAAUUCAUUUCAUUUUCAUGCUGCAUUUAUUGAUCUGCAUCAUCAUCUGUCAUGUAUUUAUCAUUUCGUAGUGAAGGGUAGCCCGAGUUUUCUCUGGCCCUGUCACCAUAUCUGGUGUAGGUGACAGAGCCAGAGAAAACUCGGGCUAAGUGAAGGGGUGAAUGUAUGAAUGACGAAUAAUUGAGAGUUGAAUUAUGUUCAUCCAUGUUUUUUUUUCCAUAUUCUAGUGCUAUAGGAAGAUGUUACUGUAUAUCACUUACAUUUCAAGUGGGAUUUAUUUUCACUAUAAUACUUGAGGAGAGUCAUUUGCAAAUUCAAAUCCUUUGCAAUUAUUUGUACGAAAAUAACACCUUUGGAUGGUGCCAUAUAGGAGUCUUAUAUAUUCUGUGACUCAAUAUUCGCGAAUUUAACAUAAUUUCUUUAUCAGCAUUCGCAAAAUCAUGUAUUCGCGAUUAUGUCUGAAGAGAUAAGUUUGCGAAAUAAAGUAUUCGCAAAAUCUUAGGAAUUUAUAAUGCUGUUUGAAAUUUCAAACCUUCUUAAUUAAAAAACUAAUGAAUUUUUAUGGCAUACCUAACAAUUGUCAUGGUAUUUUUGUCAUCUUGCUAUGAAUAAUUCUAUGGUCAUGAAGAUAUUUUGUUGAAAAUUUAAAAAGGAGACAUGUUAAUAUUUAUUAUACAUGAAAAAUCUGUCUAAACAUACAACAUUCAGUAAUGUCUUGUAUGUGUUUGGUGAGAAUUGUUAGACAAUGUAAAAAGAGUCCAUAUUUUUUCUACAGAAUGGAAAGAAAAUGUUGGUAUGGUGAGGUAUACAUGUACUUUGAAUUCAAGGAAUCAUGCAUUUGUUAGUAGAUAUCUGUACAUAAAAAUGUCAAGAUUUUUAUCAAUCAAAGAUUGAUUCAUGUAUUUUACCAUGUUGUUAUACAUUGUGCAUGUAAAUAGAAAUAAAUAUGUCAAAGUA
Molecule: messenger RNA, 5777 nt
Organism: Pecten maximus
Lineage: Eukaryota; Metazoa; Mollusca; Bivalvia; Pectinida; Pectinidae
Product: cleavage and polyadenylation specificity factor subunit 1-like
Exons: 38
Coding region: 177-4517 (1446 amino acids)
Cellular component (GO): mRNA cleavage and polyadenylation specificity factor complex; nucleus
Molecular function (GO): protein binding; nucleic acid binding
Source: RefSeq, a predicted model, not a curated record